AUUUUAAAAUUUGGGUAUGAGUAUUUUGCCUUAAGGAAAGAAAUUGGAUAAUUUUACUAUUAUUAUUGUCUGUUAUUGUCUCGUAUCUUGACAGUAGGACUACGGCUAUAUGAUUAUCUCUACAACUACUCUCUUGGCAGAUCAAAAGCUCUGAAAUGGAUAUAGAGUUGUCAUUUUGGAAAAUUUUGCUUAUAAAGAUAAAACUAUCUGUUAUUAAUUGGUUUGGGAGAUUUUGUGAACAAUUCGGACUAAUAAUCAAUCCUUUAACUUGGGACGAUAUUCUAUCGUCAUUCGAUAAAAAGGAUCAAAAAGGUGCGAAUUCGGAUGUUUUUUUGGAAAAUCAAAAGAAAAUUAUAAAUGAAAUUCGACUAGUUAAAAGUAAAGCACCAGUAAGAUUUCGAGAAGGAAUAAAAUAUAAUAUAAGAAGAGUAAUUAAACAACGUUUAUUAAUGAAUAAGUUAAUACUUGAAGAUCCUUCUAUUUUUAAGAUUCCAAUAGUAAAACCAGUAUUUAUUAUUGGUUUACCGAAAGCUGAUACGACCCUCUUACAUAAUAUAUUUGGUUUGAAUGCGAAAUUUCGUGUCCCUUUAGCCUAUGAAUUGAGAAAUUAUAGUGAAAUAACAAGUCUAGCAAUAGACAAAGAUCCAGUUUAUCAUGAAUUAAAUAGGCUAAUUAUUUGUUAUAAAUCUUGUAUAAGCUCAAAUUAUUGUCAAAUGAAGAAUAUGAGAGCCGAUAAGCCAGAAGAAUGUCACUUGAUCUUUGAGCAUUUGGGUUUAAUUUUUGAAUACGUCUACGCCUUUUCGCCUAGUGACAUGUUGACUUACAAGAAAUUUAUGAAAGCCACUCUAAAUGAUAAACCAUACCAGUUUGAUAUUUAUAAUUAUUAUAAACAAAUUAUACAAAUGAUUCUAAGGAAUGAUCAAGAUAGAACAAAGAGAUUUGUUGCUUCCAGUUCAAUACAUCUUCUCUAUUUACCAAUAUUAGUUAAACUAUUUCCCGAUGCUCAUUUUAUACUUAUACAUAGAAAUGUUUAUCAAUGCAUUUUAUCGCUUUGUUUAGAACUUGAAAUUUUUCUUAAAGAAGACUGGAUGAUUAAUAGUGAUCAUAUCGGUAGGAGCGUUUUAGCACAUUUUUCUGAUUAUUCAAGAAUAGGGUUAAGAAAUCGGCGAUUCCUUGAAGAUCAAGGUUUAGCAAAUCGAUUUAUUGACGUUGAUUACGAAAAUUUAAAAAAUUGCGAUACAAACGGGACUAUUCAAGAAAUAUACAAGAAACUAGAAGAGAACAUAUCUGUGGACGAUAUGGAAAAUCUAACCAAUUUUAUGGAAGAAUAUAAGGGUAAGGACGAUGGUGUUGAAAGUUCCUCUCUUGAUAAAUUUGGAUUGACAUAUGAUAAAGUUGGAUCAGAAAUGGUCGAGUAUAUUGAUUUUAUGCAGAAGUUAUGUCUAAAUCAUUGAACAUUCGUGAUAAAAGUAUGUAAUGAUUACU
This is a messenger RNA of Dimorphilus gyrociliatus, 1485 nucleotides long. Lineage: Eukaryota; Metazoa; Annelida; Polychaeta; Dinophilidae. The record is from the annotation of a GenBank genome assembly.